AUUUAGUUUAAUACUUAAGAUGCAGAUAUGUCAAAUACAAUAAAAGAGUUCCAAUUAUCUCUCGACUCUUAUCACAGGAAGCUCUCACGACUCAUGAAUCUAGUGGCUUCAGGAAAUAGCACGGAAUCAUCGUCGGAUAGUGUUCGGAGUCAUGAUGAUAUGAGCGGAGUAAUGAAAGAUUUGAUAGACCUGAUUGCCUUAACGGAACAACAAAUUGAGCACGAAAGCAAAACACAGGCAGAAAAACUGAAAUUAAUGCACGUCGUUAAUGAAGAUGAUGAAGCUCCCGAUAAUGACUCAAGGCAACUCAACGGAGUUAGUGAUCAUUCUUUGAGUUGCACCGACAGAUCGAAUGAAAAUGAAGUUCUCGAUGAUUUUACGGGCGACACCAAGAAAGUCCUAGCACCCUAUCGGAAACUGAAUGGACAAGUUGAAUACCUUCCAGCUUUCUACUUUGAGAAAGCAUCUAUCAAAACUCCAGCUCAAAGUGACAUUCUGGCAGUGUUUUACUUGACACCACUGGACAAUAAAAUGAGACCGUGUCAUGAUUAUCCGUUUUGUGAACGGAAAAAGUGCAAGUUCUCUCACGGAGAAAGUCUGAAAUUUAGCCAGUUGAGAAAAUUCAAAGGGUUUCAACAUCGGAAACUAAAACAAGGGUUGCAGAUUCUGUUCAGAGAAGGAGAAGAUUCUAAUUUAUGGAGCGAAGGAAGGAUUCGAUCGAUUCCAAGAUUGGAGAAAGAAAAGUCCGGUCAAGCGGAAGAAUCGGCUUCGAUAAGAGUUGUUUCUGAAAAUGGAACUGAGUUUAGCGUGCCUGCAGAGCGAAUAGUUAGUAGGAAAAUUGUCAAAGGAGUCAAUUCUAGUAAGAUAAGCGAUUCUGAAGAUGAAAGUGAGUCCUCAGAUUCUGGAAACUCAUCGGAUGACGAGAUUGAAUUGCGAGCUUCGGGGAAUGGGUUUGGUAAUCGUGAAGGUAUUACAGACACAAGGUGUCCUAACGAUAGACCUUCUAACGAGUUGGAAACCAGUUCAUCGACGCCUGCUAAAAGUGGAGAUCAAAGCUCAAAAAUUGACGAGCGGUUUGGAGGAUGGGAAACGCACACUAAAGGUAUAGGCUCUAAGAUCCUAAUGAAAAUGGGAUACGUCAAAGGCGAGGGCUUGGGAAAAGAUAGAAAGGGAAUAGUAAAACCCGUAGAAGCGGCUAUUUUACCCUCUCGUAAAUCGCUGGAUCACUGCAUGAAAAUGAAAAACGCUAAAAGAAUCAAAACGGUUGGACAGGAUUCGAACUCUGAAUCGUCGUCGAGAAAGAAGCAAAAAAUCGCUGAGAGCGAAGAUGCUGGUGACAAUGGAGGUAAAAUCAUUCCAUCGAAUCGUGAAGGUAAUGGCAUGAAAAGAAGUAAAUCAAGUGGUGAUGUAUUCAACUUCAUGAACAAAAGUGUUGGUUCACGUGCGGAUGUGAACUCACAUGACCCUAAAGAAGUCAAAACAGGAAAUGAUAAAACUGAACAGAAGAGUCAAUCUAUGAACAGCUAUAUUUCUCAGAUUCACAAGCUGUGUGAAGGAAAAUCGCAGCUGCAGUUGAACACAAUGUUGAUGCAGAAACGAGCUGAGUUAGAACAGAGUACGAGAGGUCUGCUGAGUCUGCAGAAAAAGGCAGAGUUGAACUGGGCUUCAGUGGCUCAUCAGAUGCGCGAUCAGAAGCGAGAAGUCGAUCAGUGCAAGCUACACGUGAACACACUAGAACGCAUGGUGGACAAGAAGGCGAAGAGAAAAGAGUUGCAUUUCUGAACUAAAGAUGAUGGUAACUUCUUCAGCUCUGAAACUAUUGGGAGUCUCAGUACUAAGUGGUGAGUUCAAAUUUAAAAACGAAAAAAAAAAAAACUCGAAGAUUGUAUCGAAGAACUUUGCCUGUCAAAGCGAUUAUCACGAUUAACUCCACUAAUUGGAAAAACGUGUCAUUAUUCAGUGCUCGAUUUGAUUUUUCCCUUCCAGACAAAUGUUGCGUUGCCUCACGUUGAGUAAAAAAAACGUAGAUCCGAAGGUUGCUAUGAUAGCUUGAAUUUUAAGUCUUUCAUGUGCGCCCAGAAUUUCUUCAAAACGAUUAUGCUGGAUGGCAAAAAUCACGCAGUGUGUUGGAUGAUUGGUCUGUGCUGUCAAAAGAAUGUACUAUUGAGCAACGAGCAUGUCGGAUGAAAAUUGCAAUGAUCACUUUCGAUUUUAUACAAAAGGAGUUGUAGUGUAGCUUAGCAUUUGUAUCCAUAUUUCUUGAUAAUUGAGCGCUGCAAACUUCGGAAUCGAAUUUUGACCAAGAUUUGAUUGUUCACCAAAAUUUCCAGAAAUCAAUAAAUGAGAAUUGAACCAUGGCUAUGUCUCUGUUGUGAAAUUUCGAGUUCAAUUCAGUGUG
Molecule: messenger RNA, 2398 nt
Organism: Symsagittifera roscoffensis
Lineage: Eukaryota; Metazoa; Xenacoelomorpha; Acoela; Convolutidae
Product: zinc finger CCCH-type with G patch domain-containing protein-like
Exons: 4
Coding region: 28-1782 (584 amino acids)
Biological process (GO): negative regulation of transcription by RNA polymerase II
Cellular component (GO): nucleus
Molecular function (GO): RNA polymerase II cis-regulatory region sequence-specific DNA binding; DNA-binding transcription repressor activity, RNA polymerase II-specific
Source: RefSeq, a predicted model, not a curated record